UGUUGGGUAGAUUGACACAACCAGUUCAACCAGUAAGAUCCCAUAAAAUGAUUAUAGCUGGUGGAGUCUAAUGAUCAGAAAGGGCUACAAGCUGAUCUGAGUAAGAGCUUCUCAACGAUGAGCCGAGGUCUCAACAAUACUGUAUCUUCUCUGCAGAGAAGUGGAACUUUGAUCAAUUCUCUAAUUGCUGCAUUGACUAUUGGUGGCCAACAGCUGUUUUCCUCAUUUACGUUCAAAUGUCCCUGUCAGAUUGGGAAAAAUUUCUAUUAUGGUUCUGCUUUUCUAGUCAUCCCUGCCUUAAUACUUCUGGUUGCUGGUUAUGCUCUGAGGAGCCAGACGUGGACAAUUGCCGGUGAGUACUGCAUCUGUGUCCCUCCACCGCGGAGAAUCAGCCUUCUGGAGCGCAAGCUGGCUUGCCUUCGGUUCUUCAGCAUCACUGGGAGGGCCCUUGUUGCUCCUUUAACGUGGCUGGCAGUGACCUUGCUGACAGGCACCUACUACGAAUGCGCAGCAAGUGAAUUCACAUCUGUGGACCAUUACCCAGUGUUUCACAACAUUAGCGCCAGCAAACGAAAAGAGAUCCUAGCAGGGUUUCCAUGUUGCAAAUCAGCUCCAGCGGACAUAAUCCUGGUGAGAGAUGAAGUUGCUCUUCUGCACAGGUAUCAGUCACAAAUGCUAGGCUGGAUUUUGAUCACCCUGGCAACUACUGCUGUCCUAGUCUCCUGCUGUCUGGCGAGAUGCUGCUCCCCCCUCACCUCUCUGCAGCAUCACUACUGGACCACCCACCUCUGCAAUGAGAGAGAGCUCUUUGAAAAAGCGGCAGAGCAGCACUCACGGCUCCUUAUCACGCAGCGCAUCAAGAAGCUAUUUGGCUUCAUUCCUGGAACCGAAGAUGUCAAACACAUUCGUAUUCCCUCGUGUCAGGACUGGAAAGAUAUUUCAGUACCCAGUUUUCUCUGCAUUGGUGAUAACUUGCAAGGUCACUAUAGCUUCCUGGGAGACAGGGUGGAUGAGGAUAAUGAGGAAGGGAAAUCAGGAGAUAUUGAGUUAAAAUCUUAAUUAUAGCACCUUUCACAACUCAGGUUGCUUAACAGCUAUUUUAUUUCUAUGAUGAUGGAGUUGCAGUGUAAUCUCUUCAUCUUUUUUUCUCUCUUCUGAUAUUUGUUUACAUAAGCCCAUCCUAAAUGCUAUUUUCAGUCAAUUUAUCUAAUAUGUCUUUUUGAAAUUUCACUGAUGGUCUGACUGGUCUAAUGAAAACAAUGUGAAAUCUGAAGUCAUGUCAAAAUUUGAAUCUUAGUUGUUACCUUUUAGCUAUGUAAAAAUUAAUAUCUUUGAGUGCCAUUUUGUUACCUGCACAUAGUAGCUACCUCACAGAGCUCUUGUAAAGCUAUAUGUGCUAAUUAAAUGGGAUAAUAUAAGCAAAGUACUCAGCAUAGCGCCUUUCAUAAAAUAGGUGCCAAUAAAUGUUACUUUCAUCUUCCUCUUUGCAGUCCCUGUCUUCUAUCACUGUUUUCCCUGUCUCUAAUUUCUGUUUUGUUUUUUUAUUCCCCCAAUUUCUACCUCUCUAUAAUAUCCAGGAACUUGUCACUGCUUCCUUCUCUUUUUUCAAGCUUAAAUAUCUGACCUUUUGGGAACUAGGAUAAAAGCCCUUUCUAAACUGUUAACAUGUAAAGGAGAAGCCCAGUCAAGAAGGUCUUGAGUCACCCUGCCAUAAUCAGGGGAAGAUGAUGCAUAACGUAUCCUCAUUAGUGUCAUAAAUGUCAUUGGUAGCACCUCCAGACUAGGAGCAUUUUUAUAGCUUUGAUAUAUAAAGUUUAUUCUAGAAAGCUUCCCCCCUGUGCUCCACCACAGACAUACCAUGUGUGCCUUUUUUUUUUCUUUUUCUUUCUUUUUUUUUAAAUUGAAGUAUAAUCAGUUUACAAUGUUGUGUCAAUUUCUGGUGUACAGCAUAAUGUUUCAGUCAUACAUAUAC
Messenger RNA from Vicugna pacos (alpaca), 1972 nucleotides. RefSeq names its product calcium homeostasis modulator family member 4 (gene CALHM4). The record is from RefSeq and is a predicted model, not a curated record. Lineage: Eukaryota; Metazoa; Chordata; Mammalia; Artiodactyla; Camelidae. Gene Ontology annotation, cellular component: plasma membrane. Gene Ontology annotation, molecular function: monoatomic cation channel activity.